AGAUUGAACUAUCAUUUUUGAUUGUGGGUCACACCCAUGAGGACAUCGACUCAUAUUUCCAUAAGAUUGCUGAUGGUCUCAGACAGCAAGAGGCAGAGACGAUGGAUGAUCUUCUUUCGCUAUUGAAGAACGGGCAAAGAAUAAACGUCGUCUAUAAUUUCCGUAAGUGGAUAGAACCACACCUCGAUGAAAUAAAACAUCACACCAAGCCAUUGCAUUUUAAAUUUAUUAAGACGUCAAAUGGCGUGAAAUUACUUUAUAAGGGGCUCCAUACUCAACCAUGGGUUGAGGCACCCUCAAUUUUAAAAACGCUUCCACAGGGAGAACCGGACAUACAGACACCAAAUUUCGAGAAAUUGAAUAUUGAUGGAAUACAACGCAACCAAAGAUUUUUACGACCACUAUACAGUGACCAAAGGGACGGCAGCCAAUAUAUCUGGUGGCAAAAGUAUAUUAAGCAUGUACGAGCCCUUCUCGCAUCAGAUGAAUUGGUGAACCAAUAUCUACUGAGAAACAAAAAACAGUGGAUGCUUGAUGGGUUACCAAAACUGUCAGCUGAGGAGGAUACCAACAUAGAUUCAGCCAUUCCCAUCGAAAUUGCCAGAAUGUUGGAAAUAGAACAAGAACAACCAUCGGUGAGUGGUGUGAUUACAAAGGUUGUUUUUAACUAUAUUCAGGAGUACUGUUUAAUGUACGUAUGUGAAUAACACGCAGAAAUAUAAUGUACAUGUAUAUAGAGAUUAACCUAUGUACUGUAUAUGAGAUUCAGGAUAUUGGGAUUAUCCCGAUAUCAUGAACCGACUAUAGGAUGAUCUGUUUAUUCCAUACCAAUAUUGGCCACGUUGUUAAAUUGGCCGGAGUUCAGAAAAUGUCCAUCCAACCGUAAAGAUUAUUUUAGAAUAGCCAUGUCCAGUUUUGUUUUCUUGGCAGUGGCCG
Messenger RNA from Owenia fusiformis, 936 nucleotides. The record is from the annotation of a GenBank genome assembly. Lineage: Eukaryota; Metazoa; Annelida; Polychaeta; Sabellida; Oweniidae.